GGCCGCCCCAGCCUCUCCCAGUCUUCUCUAAAUCAGGACCUGGGGCAAAGACUGCCCAGUACAGGCCAGUGGAGGUUGCUAGGGGGAAGAGCAGCUCCAGAUAGAGGAUGCCGCAGCUGGGCCUGUCCUGGCUGGGCCUGGGGCCGGUGACCGCCUCCCCAUGGCAGCUCCUGCUGCUGGCCGGGGCCUCCUGGCUCCUGGCCCGCGUCGUGGCCUGGGCCUACACCAUCUAUGACAUCCGCCGCCGUCUCCAAUGUUUCCCAGAGCCUCCAAGACGGAGCUGGUUCUGGGGCCACCUGGGCCUGAUCACCCCUACGGAGCAGGGCAUGAGGACAGUGACUCAGCUGGUGGCCACCUACCCCCAGGGCUUUCAGACCUGGUUGGGCCCUAUCACGCCCAUCAUCAGUUUGUGUCCCCCUGACGUCAUCCGGUCUGUCACCAGCGCCUCAGUCAUCACUGCACCCAAAGACGUGAUCUUCUACAACUUCCUGAAGCCCUGGCUGGGGGAUGGGCUCCUGGUGAGUGCCGGUGACAAGUGGAGCCGCCACCGUCACAUGCUGACGCCCGCCUUCCACUUCAACAUCCUGAAGCCCUACGUGGAGAUUUUCAACAAGUGCUCAAACAUCAUGCACGCCAAGUGGAAGUGCCUGGCCUCAGAAGGCAGUGCCCGUCUGGACAUGUUCGAGCACAUCAGCCUCAUGACCCUGGACAGUCUGCAGAAGUGCGUCUUCAGCUUUGACAGCAACUGUCAGGAGAAACCCAGUGAGUACAUCGCCGCCAUCUUGGAGCUCAGUGCCCUGGUGGCGAAGAGGCACCAGCAGCUCCUCCUGCACACGAAUGCCCUGUACUACCUCACCUCCGACGGGCAGCGCUUCCGCAGGGCCUGCCACCUGGUGCAUGACUUCACAGAUGCCGUCAUCCAGGAACGGCGCCGCACCCUCCCCAGUCAGGGGGUGGACGACUUCCUCAAGGCCAAGGCCAAGGCGAAGACUUUGGAUUUCAUUGAUGUGCUCCUCCUAGCCAAGGAUGAAGAUGGGAAGGAGCUGUCUGACGAGGACAUAAGAGCAGAGGCGGACACCUUCAUGUUUGAGGGUCAUGACACCACAGCUAGUGGCCUCUCCUGGGUCCUGUACAACCUCGCAAAGCACCCAGAAUACCAGGAGCGCUGCCGGCAGGAGGUGCGAGAACUCCUGAGGGACCGCGAGCCUAAGGAGAUCAAGUGGGACGACCUGGCCCAGCUGCCCUUCCUGACCAUGUGUAUCAAGGAGAGUCUGCGGCUGCACCCCCCGGUCACCGUCUUUUCCAGACGCUGUGCCCAGGACGUUGUGUUCCCAGAUGGCCGGGUCAUCCCCAAAGGGAACGUCUGCACCAUCAGUAUUUUCGGCGUUCACCACAACCCAUCAGUCUGGCCAGACCCCGAGGGGCCGUUCUCCUAG
Molecule: messenger RNA, 1436 nt
Organism: Tupaia belangeri chinensis (Chinese tree shrew)
Lineage: Eukaryota; Metazoa; Chordata; Mammalia; Scandentia; Tupaiidae
Product: phylloquinone omega-hydroxylase CYP4F11-like
Exons: 12
Coding region: 108-1436 (442 amino acids)
Molecular function (GO): iron ion binding; heme binding; monooxygenase activity
Source: RefSeq, a predicted model, not a curated record